Molecule: messenger RNA, 1445 nt
Organism: Cajanus cajan (pigeon pea)
Lineage: Eukaryota; Viridiplantae; Streptophyta; Magnoliopsida; Fabales; Fabaceae
Gene: PEX22
Product: peroxin 22
Biological process (GO): peroxisome organization
Source: RefSeq, a predicted model, not a curated record
CAUUUUUGGAGCAAAUCUGUAAGGUCUGACGGCAUCAUAUAGCGGUCGUUGACGGCUAAGAGAGACAUAACAUAAUCUCUCUUUUUCUUUUUCUUUGCCUUUCCAAACAUUCAUUCGUUGUUUUCUCUGCAAAAUCCUCACAGUGAUCCACCAUGACCAAUUGAUCUGUGUCUCCGAUUUUAGGAUUCCGGCGACGGCGAGCCAUGGCCACCGGUGGCGACGGUGACACCUCCAAACAAGAGCUCUUCCACCUCAUCAAACGCUUCGGAGCUUACAUCACUUUCAAGAUCUCCAAUCUCUUUUCUCUCUCUCUCCACAACCUCGAUUCACGCUCUAUUGGGGCGGUUGCUGGUCUUGCUGUUGCAAUUGUUUUCACCUGGAGGCUGUUGAGAUCUCCUUCUGGCUCUCAAAGGAGGCAACACAAACGGCAAGGUGCUUCAUCUAGUAAUCCUGGAGUCACCACUCAUUCGAAUGCAGCGGUGGUUCCUUCGGAUGCUUGUUCACCCUCAGAUGAUUCAAGGGCCCAAAAUGUUGUCGAUGAGUUCUUUCAGCCAGUCAAGCCAACCUUGGGGCAGAUAGUUAGGCAGAAGUUGAGUGAAGGAAGAAAGGUAACUUGUCGACUUCUUGGAGUGAUCCUUGAGGAAAGUAUUCCAGAGGAGCUGCAGCAACAAGCUACUGUGAGGUCCUCUGUGCUAGAAGUACUACUGGAAAUAACAAAAUUUUGUGAUUUAUAUCUCAUGGAACGAGUUCUGGAUGAUGAAAGUGAGAAAAGAGUUCUUCUAGCGUUGGAAGAAGCAGGAGUAUUCACUUCAGGUGGUUUGGUCAAGGACAAGGUUCUGUUCUGCAGCACAGAGAAUGGACGGUCAUCAUUUGUUCGGCAAUUGGAACCUGAUUGGCAUAUUGAUUCAAAUCCUGAAAUUGUCACUCAGCUAGCUAGGUUUAUCAAAUAUCAGCUUCAUGUAUCUCCUUAUAAAACCGAAAGAACUGCGGCAAAUGUGUUCAGUGCUCCAUCUCUGGAACAGUUCUUUGGAUCCAUAUGAAACUAAAAUCACUACAGAUCAGAUGUCAUCAUAAAAGUCUCCUAGUUUGUUUCUAUGUGCAUCUUGGUUUUCACAUUCAUCACAAGUUUUUUUCCCAGCUUUUCUAGAUGUAUGAGAACAAGGUUAGAGUUUCCUUAAAGAUUUAAGGUUCUCAUUCUAGGUAGGUGAAAGACCUUAUAUGUAUGUGUAUGAUUCUCUGAGGAAGAAGUUUUACUAUUUUCUUUUUUCUUCUUUGAUCUGAAAUUUGUGCAAAUUACAUUGUAUCCAUCCAGACAUUUUAAACUGGCAAGGUGACAAUUUUUAUUGGAUGUUUGGAUUUGAUCAUGUUGCAUUACAAUAUGUCAUCAUGAAUAAUAUUAGUGAUCAACCUCCAAAUGUCACGUGGCUAUGAAAGGAGUUUAUUGA